ACAACAUAGUUGCUACCAAUAUUUAUAUACAAAAAACCCCGGUGUCAUUUCGUUUCGACUUUUAGAUCAACUGUUACGUGAGAGUAACCGCCUAUAAACGAAUUUCAGAAGCAGAUAUUUUUUUCCUUAUAAUACUUAAGUAUUUUAAUAUUCCUGAUAUAAGAAACCAUUACAUUUAUCCAAUUAAUUAUUUUAAUAUUUCUGGCUUUCUAUACAUUUACUUAAAUUUUAUUAUUUAUUUAUAUCAAAAGAACACCAGUGACGAUUCGGUUCGACUUUUAGAUCAACCGAAGCGAAGCUACAUUUAAUUGAAUUUCACCGAGGCGCAGGUUCUUCUCUUUAUUCGACAUACCUAAUUAGGUAUUUUAAAACUUUUCACGUAAGAAACCAUUAACAUAGUUAAUUAAAUAUUUUGUUACAUCCAACCUACCAAAUACCAACUUGUAGAUGAAUUUACAGUGAAUCUUCCCCAAUGGCCAGCUAUCUCCGUUCAUUAAGUCUUUGUCGGUCAUUACUAAUUAACUACAGACACCUCAAGAACUUCCACCGUGUCUGCUCGGUUGCCAGGCCCCGUUUAUUAUACAAGCAUGACCAGAACUUCCAUACAGGCCUUAACUUUCGACAAGACGACCCGAAAUCCAAACUGGCGUAUAUGUCCCCUAAAAUGCAGAUUAUCUACACAUGCCGUGUUUGUGGGACACGCUCCUCCAAGACUUUCUCCAAGGUCUCCUACGAACGGGGUGUGGUGUUGGUGCGAUGUCCUGGCUGUCAGAACCUACACCUUAUAGCGGAUAACCUCGACUACUUCAGUAAAACCGGUAAAACAAAUGUUGAGAAAAUUCUGGCUGAAAAAGGAGAAAAAGUGACCAAAAAUCAAAGCCAUGAUGGAACAGUAGAAAUUGCACCCGAUUCAAGCUGAUGAUGUCAUUCGUUUCUGUCUCAUCUCUAUGACGACUCUAUUUCUUUCACAGGCAUGAGAAAUAUAUUUCUUGUGACAUUCAUGUCUUUCCUUGCAGCAAUAUUAAUAAUGUCUUCACUAAAAUCAAAGUGACAUGAAAUGGCUGUAACAUCCUCAUCAUCGUUUUAUGUCUGUUUUCCAUGCUGGCAUGGAUCGUCUGAAUUCAAAACACAAUGAUGGCUGUGACAUUAACUUUUUUUUUGUUACCAUUAUUUCUGCCUUUGUUUCAAUUAAUUAUUCAAAACGAAGCAUUCAGUAAAAUUAAUUUUGUCAUUAAUAUUAAUGAGCUGUGUUUGUAACAUAAAUUAACGUGAAAUUUUGAAGGAAAGAAUGAUUAAAUUUAGAUCCCUUUAAAACGAAGUUUUUGUAUCCUAGAACUAGAGGUAGUCUUAGACAGGUUGGUAUCAUCAUCAUUGUCAUCGUUUAACGUCCGCUUUCCAUGCUGGCAUGGGUUAGAUGGUUUGAUUGAGGACUAGCAAGCCAGGAGGCUGCACCAGGCUCCAAUCUGAUCUGACAAACUUUCUACAGCUGGAUGCCCUUCCUAAUGCCGAGGGGAUGCCCUUCCUAGGGUUAAUAGAUGAUAUACUCAUCUUAAUUCUCUAUGUAGAGUUUUUGUGAAACUGUUGUCUUAAACUGUUUCGGAAAAUAAAGAAUCUAACUGUAUUAGAUUCUUCACUCAAACCAGAAAAAAACAAGUAGUUGCACCGUUUUGUUAUGUCUCUCUUGAAAUACACAGCCUUUAUUUUAAUUAAUUCUGAAAAUAAUUAUUUAUUAAAAAUAACUUUGUCUUUUUUAAGCAGGUAUUUGGAACAUAGAUUAAGAGAAAAUUUUUAGGGAUGGUUUUAAUUCAGAUCAUUUUUAAAACAAGAGGUGGACUCAGUCUGGUAUCAAAAGGGUUCCACAUGUUGGUUUACCAACUGAGCACCAGUUGAGCACUGGCCUUAUACCAAAAUUUAAAACCAUUAUUAUUCGUACCAGAAGACCUGUUGAGUCAAGUAAAACCAAUACCAUAACUGUGGCCAGUGGCCCCUGGCUGGCUCCCGUGCUGGUGGUAUGUAAAAAGCACUAUCCGAAAGUGAUUAUUGCCAGGCCCGCCUGACUGGCUCCUGUAGCGGUGGCACAUAAAAAGGACCCACUGCACUCUCAGAGUGGUUGG
This is a messenger RNA of Octopus sinensis (East Asian common octopus), 2114 nucleotides long. RefSeq names its product DNL-type zinc finger protein-like. The transcript has 2 exons. Gene Ontology annotation, biological process: protein import into mitochondrial matrix; protein folding; protein stabilization. The record is from RefSeq and is a predicted model, not a curated record. Lineage: Eukaryota; Metazoa; Mollusca; Cephalopoda; Octopoda; Octopodidae. Gene Ontology annotation, cellular component: mitochondrion. The coding region runs from base 473 to 919 and encodes 148 amino acids. Gene Ontology annotation, molecular function: protein-folding chaperone binding; zinc ion binding.